Messenger RNA from Sphenostylis stenocarpa, 1728 nucleotides. The record is from the annotation of a GenBank genome assembly. Lineage: Eukaryota; Viridiplantae; Streptophyta; Magnoliopsida; Fabales; Fabaceae.
AUGAGCUUAUCCAAGAAAGUAUCCCAAACAGACGCAAAACUGAGCACCCCAAACAAAGCAACCUCUUUGAAUCCAAAUGCAGCAGAGUUUGUUCCCUUUGCCCUCAGAUCAUCGCCAUCUGGCAGCACUAGCUCAGUAGAUGCGACAGCGAGGUUUACUACUACUGCUGGAUCUCUUGGUAAAGCAGUUCUCGAUCGAUCGGAAUCAUCCAUUUCAAAUAAUUCCGAUGAUGAGGCUCACCGGUACUGGCGUUGUCAGCUUCCUGAUGAUAUCACCCCUGACUUCAAGGUCAUGGGAGAAGAUGAAUCCCACGGUGUUAACAACCUCUCUUUGUCAGGCUUAUCUAUAAAUGAUGAUAAUGAAUCCUCAAUGAUUCCUUCUUCUAAAGGAAGUAGAUAUAUGUUAAAUGAGCAGCAGGAAUUGGCUCAACAGCACCUUAAUGGCAAUACUUUUGCUAAUAAAUUAAGGUUUUCGAAUUCAAUAUACAGGGAGGAACCAUCUUCACCAAGUAUUUUGAACUCAUCAUCAGAACCUUGGGAUAGGAAAAUUGGGAGUACCGAUUUGCAUGUUAGCAAUAGUCAAGAGGCACUUCUUUAUGAUAACAACUCUGGACACGGAUUCUUAAAUGAUGUUUUUCCUGGAAAUUCUCUUUUGAGUGAUACUGAUUUGAACCCUUUGGAGCUUUUAGCUUCUCUAUUUCCCGGUUUUGCUUCAGAAAGCCUUGCUGAAGUUUUCUUUGCCAAUGGAUGCGAUUUACAUCUGACCAUUGAGAUGCUCACUCAGUUAGAGAUUCAAGUCGAUGGUAGUAGCUUCAAUCAAAAUCUGAGUCCAAAGACUGUGUCUGCUCCCAAUCUGAGUGCAAUGGAAUUUCCGGCUCUUACUUCAUCAAAUGGCCAGAAUACUGCAAAAUAUGCUGCAGAAAAUGUUCAACAAGGUGGCAAUCCUUACUUAUCAUCUGAUAAAGACAUGCUCAUGUUCAAAACUGGCUCUUCUAUUCCAUCUAGAGGGGUUGUUGACUUUGCUGCAGCAGUCAGAAAAUUGGCUUCUCAGGACUCUGGUAUAUGGAAGUACGAUAAAAAUGGUUCUGGUGAUACUUCCACCAGCUCUAGUAGGAGUUUAAAUGCUCUGGCUAGUGCCUACAGUGGUGGACAGGGGAGAGCUAAUUUUGGUGAUAGAUUACAGAACCGCGGUUCUGCUCGGGCAGCUCCUGUUUGGCUUGAAACUGGUGACACAGUUGCAACUAUGUACUCUGAGCUGCGGGAGGAGGCUCGUGAUCAUGCACGCUUGCGUAAUGCUUAUUUUGAGCAGGCACGACAAGCCUACCUUGUUGGCAACAAGGCCCUUGCAAAGGAGCUAAGUGUUAAAGGGCAACUGCACAACAUGCAUAUGAAAGCCGCACAUGGAAAAGCUCAAGAAUCUAUUUACCGUCAGAGGAAUCCGGGGGCUCCAGAGAUGCAAGUUAAUGGAAGGGGGCACCAGAGAAUGAUAGACCUACACGGUCUGCAUGUAAGUGAAGCGAUCAACGUGCUGAAACACGAACUGAGUGUGCUUAGAAGCACUGCUAGAGCCUCCGAGCAGCGUCUACAGGUUUACAUCUGUGUGGGCACUGGCCACCACACCCGUGGCUCACGCACUCCGGCAAGACUUCCAAUAGCUGUACAGCAAUAUCUACUUGAGGAAGAAGGCCUUGAUUUCAACGAACCGCAGCCGGGCCUGAUUCGUGUUUAA